Messenger RNA from Kluyveromyces marxianus DMKU3-1042, 819 nucleotides. It is a transcript of the gene DAL82, whose product is annotated as Dal82p. The record is from RefSeq and is a predicted model, not a curated record. The coding region runs from base 1 to 819 and encodes 272 amino acids. The transcript has a single exon. Lineage: Eukaryota; Fungi; Ascomycota; Saccharomycetes; Saccharomycetales; Saccharomycetaceae.
AUGGCAGGUAAUGCGAAUUCCAAUUUAGACGAGCUGUUGGUGGCCCUGCUGGCAGAGUACAAACCACAUCUACAAACUCACAGUCAUAGAAUGAAAACAUGGGAUGAUCUACUUAAAGAGUUUAACAGGCGAUCCGGACUUCGGUAUCGACAAACCAGGACGUUGAAAAGAAGAUUUGACAAGUUAUGCUCUGUGUAUUUGAAAUAUGGGAGUGUUAAGGUAAUGAAUUUUGAUACAUUUAAACAAUUAGUUUUUGAGUUUGAGCAUGAACGGCAGAAGUCUAGCAGUUCAACUAUCGAAACAAGCAACGCUUUAAAUCGGUUAGCACGUAAAUUAUCUGAAACAGGUGAAAUAAAUGAUCCGCCAGUUGGGAAAGCUCUCGAAGAAGUGCAACAUGAUGACGUUGAGGACGACGGCAACGUUGAGGAUGACGAACGUGAUCCUAUAUCCGUUCCAAGUACGGCUAAUAUGGAAUCAGCAGAAAUUAUUCUAGACGAUAGCGAAGAUGACCAAACACCCCUAGAUUCUAUUACGGUGUUACCGCAUACUCAAAUGAAAAGAUUCAGGCGUCAACAAUUACAGGAGAAUAAGUUGCGUUCCGAUUUAGCGCACGAAACCUUAUCAAAUGCAAGCAAUUCAACGUAUGGAAACAAUGUGAAUGGACUGGAGGUGGAAGGGAGGGCUUCCAAUGAAGUGAGCUUACAACAACAAAUUUAUGAGCUACAAAACAGCAUAGAAGAAAGCAGGAGAAGAGAAGAGGAAUUUAGGCGGCAGGUAUCUUACAAAUUAGAUUAUAUAGUUUCACUUCUGAAGGAAUAG